UCCUCGAUUGGGAAAGAUUCGAUUUACUACGGAACCAUCUAUGUUGCGUUUACAUCGCAUGCAUGCGCUCUCGUUUGCCCACGUGCCUCUCUCAUGCCGAGCAGCACCUCACAACUGAACAUACCGUUCCGCAUCACACGCCAAGUGGCCAUCACCUCAUUCCGCACACCCAUCACCUCGCCACGCCGCACUUGGAGCAGCCAUGGCGGCACUGCCGUCAGGCCCUGCCGCCAUCUGCCUUUCUCUGCGACUAACGCCUCGACCUCCUAGUGGCUCGCGGAGAGCGGCGAUUAGUAUUGUGCAGUUCGCGCUGGCGGUGGGCGCUGUGUGUCAUUCCAGCCAUGGCCUCCGACAUCCCAUUCAAAUCACAAGUCCACCACGGACGGACUGGGGCGCAGCAGGAGUUGACCUUCGGCGCCGAGCGAAUGGUGUCGCUGCUGGUGGGGCCGGACAGGACGCCGUUCCUCUGCAGCGCGUCGCUGCUCUCGCGGCACUCGCCGUUCCUCGCCUCGCUGCUCAGCGACCGAUGGACCGCCGCUGCUGCCCACAGCAGCGAGGAUGGCGCGGAGGCCGUGGCGCGGGAGGAGAGCGGUGAAAGGGGCGGUAGCGCGGCGGUGGAUACUUUCGAGCUCAUGUCCGUGGAUGGCGGAGACUUCGCUCAAGUGAUGCUGCUCCUGGCGUACAAGCAGCUCCAGGUACCAUCCACCAGCCAAUGAAGUCAUGUCGUUCGUUUCUGGUGUGAUGCGUUUCUGCAUCCACGGCUGUCUUCCCGCAGACUCAACCAGAUCUUGCUAUCGAGGAGCUGGAAUCCCUACGAUCCACGCUGGACUUCCUCAAGGUUGACGUGGACAGCCACAAUGCACAUGGCGGCAGGGACCUUCACAGCAAUGACAAGAAGGGAAGCAACUCCCCUUGCAGUUCUACUGCGACCACCAGCUGCGUCUCCCUGACCUCCUUUUCCUGUCCGCCGCUCGUGCAGCAGCUGCGGCCAGUGCCUAUAGUGCGCGUGCCGCCGGGGUGCGAGGACCCGCUGCUGUUUGAGCAGCCGGACGAGUUCUCCAAGUUCCGCCUCAACCUCCGCCACCAUGCCAUCCUCUGCACCAUCUGCUGGGCCAGCGGCCAGGGACUCAGGAGCGGCCACAUCUGCGGCCACGGCCACCUCUGGGCUUUGGUUGACCGGACACAGCGGAAGGUAGUGCAGCCAGACCUCUGUACGACCCGGCUGUGCCUCUACUCCAAGCUGCGCAACAUGUAUGACGACCAGAGAUUGGGUUCGGUGCAGAUACGACAGGAGCUUAGCAUUCAGUCCCUCGUGCUGCCCAUCACACUGCCUGCAGGGGGGUCCUUGCAUUGCCCACAGUGCAGGAGCCUCCGCUGCCUAGUCUACCUCUUUCGAACCUCUGCCUGGUGUGCGGACUGUGGGUGGAAGUGGGUGCCGCAGACCAUUCCAGACAUGUCCUCCUUUUUCCACACGGCUGUGGAGCAAGCCAAGGAGCUCCUAGAGGAGUGCAUCCGUUUGUACAGCUGGCAGUAAGCAUGCUGGCUGGCUACGAGUUCUUCGUGAUCUGGUUAUAGUCCUAGAAGGUGUUGCGGUAAGAUAAGACGCAUAUGCCCACCUUCAUGUGCAAAGUAUGGCGUUAUUAGUG
Messenger RNA from Closterium sp. NIES-67, 1646 nucleotides. NCBI's taxonomy places the organism in Eukaryota, Viridiplantae, Streptophyta, Zygnematophyceae, Desmidiales, Closteriaceae. The record is from the annotation of a GenBank genome assembly.